GCAGAUUCGCAAACCACGGACGCAUCUCUCAUCUCAUCGUCUUCUCAGUUUUGACCACGCCUUUUACUUACAUCUGAUGCCGCUGUAUGAAUGACCACUAUGGAGGGAGAAUAUGAGGAUCAGAUGCUCUUCUGCCAGUAGGAAGAGUGACAACGCCAACAAUAAAUAAAUGAUCCAGUUAAUUCAGUUAGUAGUAUUUAUAUGAGGCGGUAUUAAUAUAUAGCCUAUGUCACUUGUGGGAUAAUGGCAGCUGUAAGUCUUACGGAUCCGCUUUGCAAACCUUGUUCAUACAAUUCAUAUUUUAAAGUUGAGGUGUAUGUGAGGAAGCCAUUGAUGCCCAUCCACCUGAGCAGUGAUCAGGUGGCGCUGGAGAUGCUGUGUCUCUGCAGCCAACUGGACCUUUUGAUUAGAGCUCAGGUCCAUCAGUUUCAGGAGCAGCUCAAACAGGACACAAGCCCAGAUGACUUACCUUGUUUUCAAAAACAAGGGGCUGAAUUAAUAUAUCAGAUGAAUCAGUGUCUUGAGCAUCUUUCUGAACCUGUUCUUCUUGAGGAUUAUCUGGAUGCUGUAGGAUUAUCCACCCUGUUUCCUCGAGUGGAAGUUUAUGUCAUACAUGGCAGCCCUGUUGACAUGUUGGAAAGACCACCAUCAGAUGAAUAUUUUCCUCACAUUGGGAAAUUGAACCAGCUCUUGGUACUCAGUCAGCAGUUAGAUGAAGAUAUCAAGCAUCUGGGCAGUCAUAAAUAUGUAGCACAUCAGCUGUCAGCAAUUUAUCAAGUGCUCAACACUAUCAAAAACAUUUUACCAUUAUGCACCAUAAGAAAGGAUAUUGAGGCAAACUUCAAACAAUUGAAGAUGGCUCUUUUUACAGAAGAGGGGUCUAAGCUGGAGCCUCAGUUGCCAGCACAGUAUGCAAGCUGGGUGUCCGAUUUAACACGAAACUUAAUAUCAACAGUGUUAUCACUCUCAGAAGAACUCACAGGAGACCUCAGUCCUGUCAUGGAAUUCAUCUCUAACAUUUCAUCAUAACAGAAUCCAUAGUGGCUGAAGUAAAUCACAGAAUUAAUAAUUUUCUUUAAAAAUGUUUUAGAGAUGCAUUUUAAUGUAAUUAUUUAUUCAGUUGCAUAAAACAGAAAUGAAACUGUGAUACAUUGAUGCAAAUGUCUAAAAGAUCUUGUUUACUACAAUGCUGUACAUAAAUAAAUGUUUACAUACAUUUUUGAGUAGUAGCACUCAAUCAUCACUUACUGUAAUUCAAGACAUCUAGAGAAUUCAUUCCUAAAAACUGCAAUGAUGUUUUUCGUUAAUGCAUUAGUAAAACUGAAGUGACUGUUACACGUUCUUCCCAUUCUAUACAUGAUGGUGCUAGCAUUGGUCAUCAGCAUUUCACAUGUUGAUCACAAUUAGAAUGAUUAAUUUUUAUAGAUCCAUCCCUUCCUGAGCCAGAUGUUAUUUAUUAUGUUCUGUAUUCUGAAAUAAAAUGGUUUUGAU
Molecule: messenger RNA, 1491 nt
Organism: Triplophysa rosa
Lineage: Eukaryota; Metazoa; Chordata; Actinopteri; Cypriniformes; Nemacheilidae
Exons: 8
Coding region: 244-1029 (261 amino acids)
Source: RefSeq, a predicted model, not a curated record